Messenger RNA from Marchantia polymorpha subsp. ruderalis, 3032 nucleotides. NCBI's taxonomy places the organism in Eukaryota, Viridiplantae, Streptophyta, Marchantiopsida, Marchantiales, Marchantiaceae. The record is from the annotation of a GenBank genome assembly.
UUUUGUUGGGCAAGAUAUAAAACGAAAAAACUUCUGACACCCGGUAACAGAUGGGCCGGGAAAGUAUUCGUAGAUGUACUGUCUGAUUGUAGGUUGUCGACUCUGCUGGGGAGCUACAUUUGUACAUUUCCGGCUGUGCUGGUGGCCAUGGCCGUAUUAUAGCUAGUUGAUACCGCGAUGUACCAAAUUACUCAAGAAGGAUGAUGAUGUCACUUGUUUUAUAUUGUAGUUAGUGCGGAAGAAUGUGUGUGAAGAGAAGGGGCAGCUGUGUUGAUGAAGCUAUCACCGGUGGGAAGAUGCAGAUCCCCGGACGAACGAGUGAGUGCUGGGAUUGUUGUAAUAAGGUUCGCCCGCACCUUCGCGAGAUGCUGCACGGGCGCGUCUGGAAUUGCCUCAAUUGCAGCGAGAUGCUUUCUAUUCUCUGCAGCUGUACACAUCGAUGAGCUACAUUCUGAGGACGGUAAGAAGGUCACGUGCCCUGGAUGAUCACAGGAGGACGAACUUAGCUCUCCCGACCGAAGUUCAGUCUUAUACUCGCGAAGAAGUUCUCAGGAAUCUGCUCUAAUCGUGGACUGAAGGUUGUCACACCUCGAAACUAUUGACACCGAAGUGGCUCGAAGUACAAUAAGAGCCGACACACACGAACGCUGAAGAAAUGAAAGAGACGGUUUUAGCAAUUAGGAAGCAAAAAGUGGCCACGCAGGAAUAUGGGAAGGUGGGAAGUGCGCAGAUCGGGAUCCUGCAUUGGAAGACCAGAAGCGUCCAAGGAGUUUUUGCUCUUGUCUUCACGCUUAUCGUGUCCAUAGUAUUUCUAGUGAUUGGAGACGAUCUCUCACUCGUGGAACAGGUGGGCUUGGUACUACCCCGGUGGAGUCCUCUUACUCACGGAGCUGUCAAGGAUCCCAGUGGCGCCGCCGCCGAAAACGGCCGCCUCGCAUUACUCGUUCAGGACUACUUCCCUGAUCACCAACGCAUCACCAGGAUUGGAGACGUCGAAAUUUCCGAGACGACUCCUCCAGGUCUUCAGUGGGAAGAAGACGACUCAUCUCCAGUCGAGGGCAAGGCAAGCGACACUGCCUCUCCCGGCAACCCGAAUGGAUCGAACACGACGACGUGGGUUGAUUUUCCAUAUGUGCGUGAGAAUGAGACCGAGUUACUUAUGGGUGCGUUCAGGUCGAACGGAAGCGAGGAGUGCCACUAUGUGCGAACGAAAACCGGGCGCAUUGUCGGUCUUCCACCUUUCGAAGAAGGAAAGGACUCGGUUCGUCUGCAGGCAGGGCCGGUGCACGAGUUCCAGAUAGUUUCAAUAGGGGAUGACAAUGUACCACGAUGUCAAGGGGGAGACUACUAUGAAACCGAUCUCAGUGGACCCACCUGGAAGUCCCGGCCCCCUAUUAUGGAUCAUCAGAAUGGAACCUACACGGUCAGAGUGCAAAUGGAUCCUCGAUUCGCCGGAAUGUACGAGCUCAAGGUCAUUCUUCUUUUCUCAAAUUUUCAUGGUUUGCAUUUCCACCCUCAUCGAUGGGCCAGAGUCGAGGAAGUCGCGAAGUUCAGAGUCGAAUUCACAGUUCCAGAGGAUCCUGGCUCUUCCAUCCCUCCACUGCCCCUCCCCAAAUGCGAAAGGAAAGACUUUGUGGAGAAGAAGUACUGGAGUGGGCGCUGGACUCGAGAGCAGUUCACUCCCGAUUGCGAUUACAGCAGGUACGGGAGGUGGAUUUGCGUGAAUGAAACACUCCAGUGUCAGGAACCCUGGUGCGAGGGGACAGUGGGCAGCCUGGAGAGCAAUGGGUGGGUCUAUUCUGCACAUUGUGCCUUCAAGAUUUUCAAGGCGGAGGAGGCAUGGAAGUGCUUGGACAAAAAGUGGCUAUUCUUCUGGGGUGAUUCCAAUCACAUUGACACCAUCAGAAAUCUGCUUAAUUUCGUUUUGGGUUUCAACCACAGCGUGAAGUUUUUGGACCGCAGGAUGGAUCAAACGUUCUACGCCCCAGGCUCGGACAAUCAAACUUCCGUUCGCAUCACGAGCAUGUUCAAUGGCCAUUCCAAUGUGACCAUGAACUACGAAGGGUUGUACUCCAUCCACAAUAAGCAGUUUGCCGACCAAUGUAAGUCAUACUUCACAGGGGACUCGGCACCGGACUUCAUGUUUAUGAACUCGGGUCUACAUGACGGAGUAUUUUGGAGGGAUAUGGAGAAGUUCAUUACGGACGGAGUGGACUACACAGCUGACUUUUGGACCGACGUUUGGAGCAACAUGAAGGCCAGGAGACCCGAUCUGCUGUACCGGACCACUGUUACCACAGGAGGUAGUGCGAGGAACCAGUCGUUCAAUCCUCAAAAAAUGGAGUGGAUGAAUCAUUUAAUUCUGGACAAAUUUACGCGCUUGAAUCUGGAAAGGUUCCAGAUCAUUGACGGGUUCGACUACACCUACCCUUGGCAUUACGACCAUCUGACUAAUGACGGUGUGCAUUAUGGUCGGCCUCCUGCCAAGUCAAAAUGGGCCGGAGGGAACAUGGGCCAUCGAUACUUUGUAGACAUUAUGCUUGUACACAUGCUCCUCAACGCCAUCUGCUGAACCGACCUCCAUUUGGUCCAUAAACUACUCACCGUGACGGGUGUUCUACAUGCCCUGCAAAUCCUUUACAGAGAAGCCUUUCUCUACUCUAGACACGUAGCUCAGCAGAAACCCAGGCUUCACCGACAAACGACUCCGCGGGCCGAGUCUCCGCUGAAUCAAACUCACCAGUGUCUGCCAGGACUUCUUGUCUACCUUCGAUUCUUUCUAGUUCAGACGAGCUUAGCUGCGAACAGUCAGCUAGCAGAGAUUAUGAAAUAGCCUUGCCCUUCCGCGUCACUCUGUAAAUAUGCUCUCAUUGAUUCUGCUCAAAAUGAAGCACAAUCUUAUUGUCCUCUGGGGCGGGGGCAAUUUAAAAUUCAUUGCGGUAAUUUAUAUGCCGGAGAAGGUACCGAGUUCUCCUCGCAGAAAUGUACACGAUGUAUCACUGCAAUCAAUAUAAGAAUCUCUCAUUGUUCCU